Symbiodinium pilosum is the source of this 690-nucleotide messenger RNA. The record is from the annotation of a GenBank genome assembly. NCBI's taxonomy places the organism in Eukaryota, Dinophyceae, Suessiales, Symbiodiniaceae.
AUGCCGUCAUGUGUACGCACCGCAUCAAACCUUCCAAAGCGCUUGUGUCUUGCCAAGGUUCUGUACUUGAAGAACAUAGUGACAGCAGAAGACCUUGCGGACGAGCAAGGGUAUGCUGAGAUCUGCGCAGACAUUCGCCUCGAAGCCGAGAAGUUUGGCGCCGUGGUAUCUAUCGAGGUGCCCCGUGGUGGCGGUUCAGGCGCCGGUGGCCCUGGGGCCCUCAACAACGCGCUGCCCGCGCCAGCAGGUCCGCUGGCCCUGACGAACGCGCCCACCGAGGAGCCUAAGCCCGCUGCUCCAGCGGCACUCCCGGCGCCGACGCUGCCGGACUUGUCCAUGGCGCUGGUUCCGAUUGGUGGGCAGCUGGCCAAGCCUGGCGGCGCUGGGGGUGGAGUCGGUGGCGGUGGUGCCAGUGGCCCUGUGGAUCCCAACACUCCUGGUUUCGGCUUUGCCUUCAUCGAGUUCGCCAACAUCGAGGGUGCCGCGAAGGCCAAGAAGGCAUUACAUGGCCGCAGAUUUGGGGCCAACAACGUCGAGGCGGAGUUCUUCUCAGAAGACAAGUACUACGCGAAGGACUUCCUCAGGCCUACUCCCAACAUCGAUGAGCCCAAGCAGGAGAUGGGUAUGGAGCUGGCGCUCAUUGGGGGUGGCGGCGAUGCGCUCGACGAAGCGCCGGUCAUGGUCGAGUAG